This is a messenger RNA of Peronospora farinosa, 987 nucleotides long. The record is from the annotation of a GenBank genome assembly. Lineage: Eukaryota; Oomycota; Peronosporomycetes; Peronosporales; Peronosporaceae.
AUGACCGCUACGACAGAGAUAACGACGACGUCGAGCAAAUUUCAGCUGCCAGAUGAGGUCGUAACGCAUCCUCUAGUACUUCUUAGUAUCGUAGACCAUUACAACCGUGUUGCACGUGAUACAAGCAAGCGUGUCGUAGGCGUUCUACUUGGCUCGACGUUCCAUGGCAAAUGUGACAUUACAAAUUCAUUUGCUGUCCCAUUUGAUGAAGAUUUACGUAACCCUGAAAUUUGGUACUUGGAUCAUGAUUUUCUUGAAAGUAUGUACCAUAUGUUCAAGAAAAUCAAUGCCAAGGAGCGCAUUGUGGGUUUUUAUAGCUCUGGUCCAAAAAUCCGAAAAGCGGAUUUGGAUAUUGACGAUUUAUUUCGUCGAUAUUGUCCAAAUCCAGUGCUGGUGAUCUGUGACGUGCGACCAAAUGUCGAAGGACUACCAACUACGGCCUAUGGCUCUAUUGAGGAGGUUGAGGAGGAUGGAAAAGCCAUUAAACGUGUUUUUAAGCACGUUAAGUCCACUGUUGGAGCUUAUGAGGCCGAAGAAGUCGGUGUUGAGCAUCUUUUACGUGAUAUUAAUGACCCAUCGGUCACUUCAUUGGCUGGACAAGUCAAGCACAAGAUGACGGCACUUAAUGGGCUGAAGGAACGACUGGAGGAGAUGAAAACGUACCUGGAGAACGUUGUGGCUGGACGUCUCCCACCCAAUCACCAGAUCAUUUACAACAUGCAGACGAUCUUUAAUUUGCUGCCAAAUCUGAACGUGGACGAGCUUGUGCGCUCCAUGUUCAUAAAGACAAACGACAUGCAUUUUGUGAUUUACUUGUCUUCGCUGAUUCGCUGCACAAUUGCACUCCACAACCUCGUGAAUAACAAGAUAAAGUACAAAGAGUCGGAGGAGGUCGGUUUUACGGAGAAGAAAGAUGAAAAGAAGGACGAAAAGAAGGAGUCUGCUGCCACCGACAAGGCAAAUAAGACGAGCGAGAAGGCCCCAUAG